Messenger RNA from Lethenteron reissneri (Far Eastern brook lamprey), 1123 nucleotides. It is a transcript of the gene LIPT2, whose product is annotated as lipoyl(octanoyl) transferase 2. Lineage: Eukaryota; Metazoa; Chordata; Hyperoartia; Petromyzontiformes; Petromyzontidae. Gene Ontology annotation, molecular function: lipoyl(octanoyl) transferase activity. The record is from RefSeq and is a predicted model, not a curated record. Gene Ontology annotation, biological process: protein lipoylation.
CGCCACAUUUGUGAUACCUCUCAAUUUCAGUAAUGUGUCCUUUGUAUUCGCAAAGUCUUCGUUAACGACGUAACGGCAUUUGCGAGUUGUAAAAGUCGUACUUCAUCUCGACCCACGCAGGGGUUACAUCUAGAACUCGACUAGCCAGGCCGCACGUCUGACAGGACCUUACCGAUGGAGGGCGGCGCGGGCUAUGGUGGCUAGGGACCCGGCGGCAGGGCUGGCGGUGCUGGUGAACGCGCUGGGCGUUGCCGUUUUCCUGCUCGUCGUGCUACGGCACCUGCUGGAGAUUGGUUUCGAGCACUUGGGAGGACUGAACUGGUGAAGGGGGGUGUUGGAGCGAGCCAUGGCAGCGGCGGUGGCGGCAGGCCGCGUGGUGCGGGUGGUGUCGCUGGGCCGCGUGGGGUAUGCGCAGGCCCUCGCCGUGCAGACGCGUCUGGCGCGAGCGCUGCUGGACCACCUGGCGGCGCCCAGCGGCCCUGCACCGCCUGACACCCUGCUCCUGUGUGAGCACGAGCCCGUGUACACUGUGGGCAUCCGCCAGGCGCCGUACCCUGCCGAAGUGGAGACCCGGCUGCGAGCUCUGGGUGCCGACUUCCACCGCACGAACCGCGGCGGCCUCAUCACGUUCCACGGACCGGGCCAGCUCGUGUGCUACCCCGUGCUGCACCUAGCCCGGCACCGCAGGAGCCUGCGCUGGUACGUCUGCCAGCUGGAGCGAGUGGCAGCGGACGCAUGCCGCGACCUCGGCGUGCCCGCCCACUCGCAUGAGCAGCACACGGGUGUCUGGGUCGGCGAGCGCAAGAUCUGCGCCAUCGGUAUCCACUGCGCCCGCUUUGUGACGUGGCAUGGCCUCGCACUCAACUGCGACUGCGACCUGCGCUGGUUCGAGCACGUGGUGCCGUGCGGCCUAGAGGGCCUGGGCGUCACGUCACUGUCGCGCGAGCUGGACCGCCGCGUGGCCAUCCCAGAGGCCGAGACGCCGCUCCUGCGCGCCUUCGCCCGCCACUUCCAGUGCGAGCUGGUGCCUGGCAGCCUGGAUCCUCCCGAGCGACGAACACACCCAACGCUAAAGCCGUCGUCGAUGCUAUAAUGAACAUAUGUACAAGUGGCCUAUGAGAAA